AUGAAUUUAACUCGUCUUCAGACUAUUCGUGAUCGACCAUCGGAUGAGCCAUCCUGUGAUCAUGGGUUGCUGAUGAGUGCGCGAGCCCUUUGGCAGGUCGUCGUUCUUGGCUGUCUUAUACCUGAACUAACCGUCGGGCGUAAGUUUGUUGAUGCAAGUGGCCGGAAGCAACAACAACAGAAUAAGCCACAAUUGAAGCAAUCAUAUUUGCCAGGACUCGCAUCUUCACUGUCAUCUCAGGCUAUGUACACUCCCGAGGCAGCUGGUAAUUCUACUAAAGGGUAG
Messenger RNA from Protopolystoma xenopodis, 285 nucleotides. NCBI's taxonomy places the organism in Eukaryota, Metazoa, Platyhelminthes, Monogenea, Polystomatidea, Polystomatidae. The record is from the annotation of a GenBank genome assembly.